This is a messenger RNA of Zasmidium cellare ATCC 36951, 621 nucleotides long. RefSeq lists its product as uncharacterized. Bases 1 to 621 code for a protein of 206 amino acids. Lineage: Eukaryota; Fungi; Ascomycota; Dothideomycetes; Mycosphaerellales; Mycosphaerellaceae. Gene Ontology annotation, biological process: mRNA processing. The transcript has a single exon. Gene Ontology annotation, cellular component: Prp19 complex; precatalytic spliceosome; catalytic step 2 spliceosome. The record is from RefSeq and is a predicted model, not a curated record.
AUGCCUCUCAUUCAGAGCGCCGCCGAUGCGCUGCCUUACAUCGACGAAGCGCCAUCUUUGCAAGCACUCGAGGCUGCCAACACCCUCAUCCAGGCCGAGUUGGACCCAUCCAGCGCCAACACGUUGCACCCUUCAAUACCUGCGCAGCGCGAAAGCAAAUUCUCCGACUUCAUCACCGCCGAACACGAGCGCAUUGCUUCAGGCCUUCCGAAAGACGGCGGCCUCGACCUGAGCCGAUACGAACUGCUCGAUCCUCCAGCGAAAGGAGACCUGAAUGCCUGGAAGUCCUCACUCUCGAAAGCAUAUGCAAGCGCAGAAUAUCUGCGCGGCCGGGAGAUCAACCUAAGCUUGCUCGAGACGUACGGAAAGAAUGCUUGGUUGGUCGGAAAUAGCCAGCUGGAAGAUACGUUGAAGAUUUUGGAAAAGGAGUUGGAACAAGCCAAGCUGGAUCAAGAGCAGGUAGAGCAGGCACGACGGGCCAUUCAACACAAUGCGGCCGGCGAGAUGCAAGGCUUGGAUGAGACAUGGAGAACGGGCGUGGGCAGGAUGAUUGAGGCUCAGGCUGCUGGCGAGAGGUUGCGACUGGAGAUUUUGGAGCGAAAGAGGCAGGGCGCGUCUUGA